GGGGGGGGGGGACAACCGGCACCAUCUCCCCCCCCCCCGCUUCGCUCCCUCGCCGUGGUGAGCGCCCUCAUACUAAAUUUUUCUAGAAAAAACCCUGUUCAUGACUUACUUUAUAAUCGUAUUUAUUGUGGGAAUCGAACAUCGAUCGUAUAGUCAUGGGCGUGGCCAUGUUUACCAUACGUUGCAUUGUGGGAAGGUUCCAUUGUUUCAACUUUGGUUUCUGAGCACACAAUCAUGGCGGCCGCGAAGCGAAAGGCCGAUGGCAUUAUUGAUAGUCCUGCAAAGAAAUACCAGAAAAAAUAAGACUAGUGCUGGAUUUUAAUUUUUUAAAUUUUGUUCAUGUAAUCUAUCACUUACUUUCAACUUGAAUGAGUACUAUUAUCUAAUAGGCUGCUUUCUACUUUUUGUCUUCGAUACAAUACAUAGAUUGGACCCCAGUAAAAUUCCUACUGACAGCUUACCAAAACUACUGACAAGAUACUGCAAGACUACUGACAGGGCAAAUUUGGGGUAAACAGGUCGGUGUGCUUCCAGGUCCGUUAUCAUGGAAACAGGGCUGUAGUGGAGGCUAAGUACACGUAAAUGGUGUUCACGCGUCUCUAAAUAACAUUUAUGCAUCAUUAUGGACCCUUUUCAGUCACGUGACCUUCGUAAACGCGACCGCCAUUCUGGACAUGUAGUGGACUUCGGCUCGAAUCAGUUUGAAUGCGAGGAAGGCGACAAACGAAAAACAUAAAAGCAAAAGGAGCGAGAUGCAGAAAACACCUUCACUAUCCAGCGACGUAGGGCAUUUACAGGGCGAGCAGAGGGAGAGGUAUUUGCAAAAAUUGAGGUUAGCAGGCUUAGAGAACGACGUUUACCUGCUUCCACCAGGAUUGUUCACUGACGUACGGAAGUACACCAAGCCCUCGUCUUUACCUGACUUCGGCCCACAUGAUCUGUAUACCUAUGUCGUUAAAAACCCAUCGCCAUACACAAACAUGCCAACGUCCGAGGUUCCGGAGCGCGCUCCGGCUUGCUCCAGGAGUGCUCCGGCCGAGGUUCCGGAGGGCGCUCCGGCUUGCUCCAGGAGUGCUCCGGCCGAGGUUCCGGAGGGCGCUCCGGCCUGCUCCAGGAGUGCUCCGGCCGAGGUUCCGGAGGGCGCUCCGGCCUGCUCCAGGAGUGCUCCGGCCGAGGUUCCGGAGGGCGCUCCGGCCUGCUCCAGGAGUGCUCCGGCCGAGGUUCCGGAGGGCGCUCCGGCCUGCUCCAGGAGUGCUCCGGCCGAGGUUCCGGAGGGCGCUCCGGCCUGCUCCAGGAGUGCUCCGGCCGAGGUUCCGGAGGGCGCUCCGGCCUGCUCCAGGAGUGCUCCGGCCGAGGUUCCGGAGGGCGCUCCGGCCUGCUCCAGGAGUGCUCCGGCCGAGGUUCCGGAGGGCGCUCCGGCCUGCUCCAGGAGUGCUCCGGCCGAGGUUCCGGAGGGCGCUCCGGCCUGCUCCAGGAGUGCUCCGGCCGAGGUUCCGGAGGGCGCUCCGGCCUGCUCCAGGAGUGCUCCGGCCGAGGUUCCGGAGGGCGCUCCGGCCUGCUCCAGGAGUGCUCCGGCCGAGGUUCCGGAGGGCGCUCCGGCCUGCUCCAGGAGUGCUCCGGCCGAGGUUCCGGAGGGCGCUCCGGCCUGCUCCAGGAGUGCUCCGGCCGAGGUUCCGGAGGGCGCUCCGGCCUGCUCCAGGAGUGCUCCGGCCGAGGUUCCGGAGGGCGCUCCGGCCUGCUCCAGGAGUGCUCCGGCCGAGGUUCCGGAGGGCGCUCCGGCCUGCUCCAGGAGUGCUCCGGCCGAGGUUCCGGAGGGCGCUCCGGCCUGCUCCAGGAGUGCUCCGGCCGAGGUUCCGGAGGGCGCUCCGGCCUGCUCCAGGAGUGCUCCGGCCGAGGUUCCGGAGGGCGCUCCGGCCUGCUCCAGGAGUGCUCCGGCCGAGGUUCCGGAGGGCGCUCCGGCCUGCUCCAGGAGUGCUCCGGCCGAGGUUCCGGAGGGCGCUCCGGCCUGCUCCAGGAGUGCUCCGGCCGAGGUUCCGGAGGGCGCUCCGGCCUGCUCCAGGAGUGCUCCGGCCGAGGUUCCGGAGGGCGCUCCGGCGCACGCUGCUUAA
Molecule: messenger RNA, 2108 nt
Organism: Neoarius graeffei (lesser salmon catfish)
Lineage: Eukaryota; Metazoa; Chordata; Actinopteri; Siluriformes; Ariidae
Product: skin secretory protein xP2-like
Exons: 2
Coding region: 753-2108 (451 amino acids)
Source: RefSeq, a predicted model, not a curated record